Saccostrea echinata is the source of this 2705-nucleotide messenger RNA. Its product is annotated as tropomodulin-1-like. Gene Ontology annotation, biological process: pointed-end actin filament capping; myofibril assembly. Gene Ontology annotation, molecular function: tropomyosin binding. The record is from RefSeq and is a predicted model, not a curated record. The coding region runs from base 132 to 1175 and encodes 347 amino acids. NCBI's taxonomy places the organism in Eukaryota, Metazoa, Mollusca, Bivalvia, Ostreida, Ostreidae. Gene Ontology annotation, cellular component: myofibril. The transcript is spliced from 10 exons.
GACGAAGAGUGAGACGUACGGUGCAGUGAAAAGAAGUGAAUAAAAGGUCAGGACAGUGUGAUUUACAUGUGCACAGAACUUUAAGUGGAACGUAAAACUUCAACAGGCCUUAAAAUCAGUCAGCUGACAAUAUGGAGGUCCCCAGUCUGAAGCCCGUCCAUGAUGUCCCCGAAAUUGACCUCGAUGACAUUGACAAACUCCUGGAAUCCCUGUCCCCAGAGGAGCUGGAAGAGCUGAAUGGGAACUUUGACCCAGAUAAUUCCUUACUUCCCCCUAGUCAGCGUAUGAAGAACCAGACCUCUAAGGCACCGACUGGGCCGUUCCAGAGACAGAAACUGCUCCAGUUCCUGGAGAAGAAGGCUAAGGAAGAAAAAGACUGGGAACAAAAUAAACCUUUUGUCAAGGAAAUCAGAGGAAAAAUCUGGAAACCGAAGGAGGAACCCAAAACUAAGGAGGAGGAGAGCAUUGAUACAGAGUGGGACGACAUCCUGACCCAGGCCUCAGAGGAGGAGCUGGUAGACCUCGCCGCGGUGCUGGGGUUCCACGGAAUGCUGAACCAGACUCAGUACUAUGCCGGACUGGAGAACACGAAGAUUGACGGUGGCGGAUUUCAGGGAGUUGCCAAAGCCCAGGAGUUGAUCAAGGUCCCAGACGAGCCUCCCAACACCACAGAUGUGGAGGAGAGUCUACAGAAACUAAAGGACAACGACCCAAAACUGAAACACCUCAACCUCAACAAUAUCAAGAAUAUUUCGGUGGAGAGGUUGAUAGAGAUUUGUGAUGCUCUGAAAACAAACACAGUCCUGGAAAAUCUGGAGAUGGCUAGUGUUAAUAUGACAGACAAAGUUGCCAAGAAAUUAGCAGAGGCCUUGUCAGAAAAUAAAACCCUGAAAGUGUUAAAUGUGGAGUCCAAUUUCAUUAGCGGGGAAUCCAUAGUAGAACUUAUGAAAGCUAUCAAUAAGAACCAAACACUUCAGGAGCUUAGAGUAGCCAAUCAGAAACCAGAGGUGCUGGGAAACAAGGUCGAGAUGGCUCUAGUCAAACUAGUCGGUGAAAACAGUAACUUACUUAGGUUUGGAAUUGCUUUAGAAUUUCCUGAUGCAAGAGUUCGAAUCCAUGAAAAACUCCAGGAGAACAACGAUAAUUUGAGAAAGAAGCGAGUUGGAAAGGAUUAGUGAUGUACAGACAUUUUACAGAUAUUAGACUGACCUUAUCUUGUUGCUUAGUUACCUGUCAAAUGGUUUUCAUGCCUUAUUUCACAAAGGAAAUGGAAUGUUUAUAAUUCGUGCUUCCAGUACAAGCCAGUUUCUCUUGCAGCAUCUAAGAUGAAACCCGCAGAAGAGUGCGACUUGAUUUCGGCUGGAUAGAAUGUGGAAAAAGAAUCUCUGUAAUGAACCAUAUUUUCUUACAAAAAUGAGGAACAGGAAAUUUUUGUUUAUGUCUUGUGUUUAAGUUUUUGUAUGUCAUCAGAGCUGCUGCAUUUAUGAAGAUUUUUUGAUGUUUGUUUUGCAAUAAUCAUUUAAAUGAAUAUUUGUGAUUUAAGUUUUGGUAUCUGUAAAAUUGACAAAUAAUGUAACAAUCACGGUGGCAUUUGUUUUAAAAUAUUUUACCUUUGUAAUAUUUAAAUGUUAUUGUCAUUUUUCUGUACAUUUUUAUACUGCUUAUAGUAGCUUUGUUAUGAAUGUUUUAGAAGUUUUACUUCAGUACUAUAAAGUAAAUGAUGUCAUUUAAUGGAUUUAGUGGGUCUCAUUGUAUCUUUGUGAUAUAGAAUAUAGAUAAAUAAAUCUUAUUGCCAUAUUGCGAGCAAUUUAAUGACAGCGGAAAUAUAAAAUUUAACUCUCAAUAAUUAUCAUAAUGAAUAUAAGUAUUUUUGAUGUUAUGCAUUUUAAAAUUAAUUUAAAGCUCUACAUGAUCAUAUAUAUAUAUAUAUGUUUGCAUGGGCCUUUUUCAAUACAGUAUUUAUUACCAUGAAUUCAUUAAUUUCCAAAGUGGAUUAAUUUUCAUUUGUUUAUGGGAUACAAAGAGACAUCCUUCACAAAAUGAUAAAAUUUUAAACAAAAGUAUUCAUGUGUCUUCUUAAACCAUGAAAUAAAGUCCCCAGAAACCAAAUGUUUUCCUUUUCCCACAAAAAUUUGACUCCCUGAAUAUAAUUGAUUUUACAGUUCAAUGUAUUUUGAUAUGUCUUUCACUGUAAAAAUUAUUUUAUUUUAAUUAAGAUGAUUUGAUUACAUCAAAAUACCCCCGUGUUAUUGCACACUAAUUUUUUUACGUACCGGUAAAUGGAAUUCUAUGUCUAAUGCAUACACAUGGGUUAGGAAUUAUGAGGUAUUUUGUAAUUCAGUUGACUGAUGCUGAUAUUAGCCUGCACCUAAAAAUAAAAUUUAAUUCAGCUAUUUUAUUUUGAAAAUUUUACCUGGAAUGUUACUUGCCCAAAAAAAUAUUGAAUAAUAUUUAUUGUAUAUGUAGCAGACAUUGAUUUUCUUUGGUUAAUUCUGAAUUUCCAAAUACUGAAAUAAUUGUAAGUACUUUGUACUUGUGAUUUUUAUCACACUCCAUGUUCUUGAUAGUAAAGUUUGGAUAUGUCAUUUGUAUCAUGACACUUAGUCUUACUUAUGUCCUGAAUCUUUUUGUAUUGUAGGAGAUACAGAUGUCCUGAGUCCUGUAGAAGUCAAUAGAUGUGCAAUAAUAAAAAAUUGAGACCUUUU